AUGGCAACGUCAGAUAAAAUAAAACAAGCAAUAGAAUUAAAUGAUAGUAUAUUUUAUGUUGAGCAAUUAAAAUAUGAUCACGAAUGUUUGGAACAUGAUCUUGCGGAAAUGGAAGAGUUUAUGAGUCAAAUUAAAGAUGGUGUCGAUGAUAAUCAAAAACAACUAAAUAUGAUUUAUCAAGAAAUUGUAUCGAUUCAAACACAUAUGCAUCAUUUAGAUAAAAAGUCAUCGGAUCAAAUUAAAAUUAAUGCUCCAAGGAUUGAUCCAAGUCAAUUACAAAUACCAGAAGAAUCUUCUGAAGAAACUAAGAAACGUCCUAAUCAUCCUAGAAUUAUAAAAAGAAUUUAUUUAAAGAAUUCUACUGAAGUCGCUUGUAAAACUCAUGAUAAACCAAUCGAGAAAGCAUUCAUGGCAGCAUGA
Molecule: messenger RNA, 420 nt
Organism: Dentiscutata erythropus
Lineage: Eukaryota; Fungi; Glomeromycota; Glomeromycetes; Diversisporales; Gigasporaceae
Source: the annotation of a GenBank genome assembly